GACGUAGAGUCACGCGACUAGUGGAAAACGCAUAAGAACGCGGGACUGCUCACGGGAGUCUUCACAAUGGAGUUGUAUUUUUGUUCGUCUUGAUCAGCCGAAAGCUUUUGCUCUGAUUUUCUGUACUUCUAGUGACAUAAUCUCAAAGUAGGCCUGAAUUGCAAGGAUGUCAAGUAGCGGAGAGUCUCUUCAUAAAGAAAAAUUUAGAUUUGCGAUCGAUCGAGGAGGAACUUUCACGGACGUUUAUUCAGAAUGUCCAAACGGAGAAGUAAGAGUAAUGAAACUGCUUUCUGUAGAUCCUGCAUAUCCUGAUGCACCGAGAGAAGGAAUAAGAAGAAUUCUGGAACAGGUAAAUCGUAAUGUGAUGCUAAUUUAUUAGUCUAAAAGUGAAGAAGGCCCGCCCGCGAUAUUAGUGAGCGUCCGUCCUUGACAGGAAAAUUGAAUUUUAACAGAAGGCACUUGAUAUUAAAUAAUUGUGACCACAACUCUCACAGUAAGUUAUAUCCGAAUAAAAGAAAGUCAAAGGAAUAUUAAAAUGGUGUUUGUGAAAAAAAAGUUUUAACCCAACUCAUACAUAUGUUGAUUUAUUUAUAAGAUUCUUCUUGUUGAAUGAUGGGCACUGGGUUGGCCGAGCGUGCGCACCUCAAUUAUUAUAUUCUACGCAGACCACGACGACUCCCAGUACAUCAUUCCGGAAGUAUAAAGCCUUAACCAGAUUAGUGAUAAAUGUGUGGUUUAAAUAAAGUGUGUGACCAGAAGUGUCACAACACCCUCAAUAGUUGGUGCAACAUUUUUAAAAUAUGAUUGUAAACUGCACGGGAGGGAAGGGUGAGACUCAUACAGUCUCUGCCUCAAGAAUACCCUAUCAAAGUACCACAGGCUGCCCAGACGUAGUAUGUGUUACUGAAUGAAUAUAUUAAUAUCCACAUGGACAAAUUAAUGCGAUGAGUCGUCGAAACUCCCAUGGACUAAAAUAGUCUAAAAGUCAAAAUAUAACAAAACAAAGCUAAGAUACCUUCAACUGAACGUAUCCUUGUCUUUCCUGGCCGGUUUAAGUGGCAUUUUGUUGAGUUUUGAAAUUGUAGGUACUAUCCACUAAAGAAGAAUUAAAGGCUGGCUACAAAACAAACAGACCAUCUCCACGCGCCUUCACACGAAGCGCUAUAAAUUCGAGAAUAAUCGACGAAUCCGCUCCAAAUAACCAUCGGCUAAUCUGCAGGUAACGUGUGCUCCUGCUUCUGGCUCGCUUGCUCCACAAAACCCAUCACAACUGCACAAUAAUUGCUCGCUCAUCAACAACCACUGUUGACCUUUACGCUUCGAUAUGACCGCAAACGACCAGGUUUAAUACGCGACGUGAAUAUUCAAGCUUAGCGACCGCGUUCGCGCAACAAUGCAGCACUUGCUAUGGGAGGGAUGGUACUAUUGCUUCCAGGUCAAUCGACUGACCGAAGGUUCGCUGCGUUAGUUUUGACCAGAAAACAAAAGGCGAUCGCGGGACCGUCCGUAAGUUUUCAACAGGGCAGCCCUGGUUUUCAUGUUCGAAUUCUUCUAACGUUCGCUGUCUCAGCUGCUGUCACAUUGUUCGUCCAGCCGCUUGCAUAGGUUCUUGACUCUACCAGACUUAUUUGCUUAGAUUAACAACGUCUUACUCCAUAAUAUGUUGUCCAAACUGGUGAAGGAGGACGAGAAUUUUCCGCCCAGGAAAAAGGCAAAAUCUGGCCCCCGCUAUGCAGCUGAAUAGAAGAUACAGCUGAAGAUAUCGUAAGGUAAAAUUUAUGUGCGCGAUAUCUUUUUUUAUUAUUAUUAUUAUUCUCAAAACUCAGGGGCACCCAACGAUGAUUUCCCCCUAAAUGCAUCGAAAACACAUUUAAGGCUGUCCAGGGUACUUUUGAUCGAAAAAUGUAUUCUAAACAGCGCUUACAUAAAUUUAGUCAGGAGGGCUAAAAGCGAAGCUAAUGAUUUAUAGUUUGCUCAUACUAAAUAUAAAAUAUAUCGUGUAAUGCUAAGCGGAGAAGGCAACGAGACAGGGCCACCCAACGACUGUUUCCUCAAAUACUUUCAAUUGAAAACACUUCUGUAGCUAUUCAUAAAGUACUUUUAGCUCUAUAGAAAUGCAUUCUAAGUGGCGCUAUAAAAUUUGCAUCUCAGUGUUCGGCCAUUCUAGAGGAACUUGAGUCUUUUCGAAAUUACGAGGAAUUCAGAAUUAUUUUCCCGAAAAUUUUAGAUGCAAUUUAACGUAUUACGAAGGAGAUAAUUUUUCAGAUACCUUCUUUCAUCACAUUUUUGAAUCCGAAAAUUUUAGGAUUCCAUUUUACUCUCUAAGAAAAAUAGCCUAACCCGGUGAGUGAAAUGUGAAAAAUUAAAAGUUGGAUGCCCUUGACCAGAACUGUGAAAAACAACAAUAGGUCUAAUUGCAGCACACUUUCUUGUACAUUUCCUUGCCGUUGAUUUGCAUGACUGCAACGUGAAACGUCCAGAAAACUUCCUGGUUUUCACUUUUUAUGGAGAAAAUGUGGUACAUGUUCUUAUUCACUUUUUCCACUGCCGCUCAUUUUUUUUAGCUCCGCUAUAAGAUUCGUAUCUGUUCGGUGCUCCUUGGGCAAAUUGGAUCUUUUUAAAAAAUGACAAGGGCAUCAAUAUUAUUUUCCCGAUUGAUUGACCUGGAAGCAAUAGUACCAUCCCUCCCAUAGCAAGUGCUGCAUUGUUGCGCGAACGCGGUCGCUAAGCUUGAAUAUUCACGUCGCGUAUUAAACCUGGUCGUAUGCGGUCAUAUCGAAGCGUAAAGGUCAACAGUGGUUGUUGAUGAGCGAGCAAUUAUUGUGCAGUUGUGAUGGGUUUUGUGGAGCAAGCGAGCCAGAAGCAGGAGCACACGUUACCUGCAGAUUAGCCGAUGGUUAUUUGGAGCGGAUUCGUCGAUUAUUCUCGAAUUUAUAGCGCUUCGUGUGAAGGCGCGUGGAGAUGGUCUGUUUGUUUUGUAGCCAGCCUUUAAUUCUUCUUUAGUGGAUAGUACCUACAAUUUCAAAACUCAACAAAAUGCCACUUAAACCGGCCAGGAAAGACAAGGAUACGUUCAGUUGAAGGUAUCUUAGCUUUGCUUUGUUAUAUUUUGACUUUUAGACUAUUUUAGUCCAUGGGAGUUUCGACGACUCAUCGCAUUAAUUUGUCCAUGUGGAUAUUAAUAUAUUCAUUCAGUAACACAUACUACGUCUGGGCAGCCUGUGAAAGUACCACUUGACAGAGAAGGUACUCCUAUCAUAUACUAUCAAUUGUCAAAUGGUUACCCCUUCACACACCCAAAAAAAAACACAGGAUCCUAUUUACCUGCUGUAACUUGUCCAUCUCUUUAAUGUGAAUUAGUUGACUUUUGGGCAAAGCCUUCUGAUAUACCCUGUACACUGUUAUAGAGAGUAAGCCCAGUGGUGGAUCCUGGUGAGGGGCCCGGGGGACCCGUUAUUUUUGGAUCAAACCGAGGUCCGAAGUGCCAAAAAAAUUUUGGGGGGGAGACUGGGUCCCCCUUCACUAAGGGUCUGGAUGACCGCCCUCUCCCACUCCCCCCCUUAUCUCAAGGUCUGGAUUCAGCACUGAAGCCCCCCAUCCCCAAGGCCCACUGACUUGCCUAAAAUGUAUGGUUGUGCCAAUGGCUGUUCUCUAUUUCAGCGGGGAAUGUUUUUGGGAACAACCCUGAGGAAGUUGUGGGUAUCAGAGCAAGAUUUUCACUAAGGUCAAUUUUCCAAUGAAAGUUACCUUCCUCUGGCAUUUUAAAGAAAUCGUGCUUAUUAAUAAUUUUUAGUUACAAUACAUGUAGGUGUUACAGUCAAACCUGGAAAACUGUGUACAAAUAAAAUAUCUCUGGAGUGUUACAUUUAUUGUGUUGCAAAAAAAAGCCAAUCAGGUGUGGGAAACUAAACCACAAGCAAGAACAACAACAACAACAACAACAACAACAACUUUAUUUUUACCAUACAGUGAUUUACGUGAUACAAAAAAAAAUUACUAUAAAAUGUGAAGAGAGUACAGGCUGCCCAUAAUAAUUAUUGAGGACUAAAAAGAUAGGGCACCCUUACUUGGAUUAUUAAUAAAUGAUUAUAUUAAGGGUUAGGUACCAUCUUGCCUGACUGAUCACUUACUCACCCCAUUGAUUAGUUUGUGGUUUUGUGGCAAGCUCACAUGUCUUGAUCUUUUCUGUGACUGGUCAUUACAAAAGCAACAUUCCUGAAAUAUUUCAAGUGUUCAUGGUUUUGCUGGUUUGAUUGUCAGUUGUCUGUGUCUGCGAUAAAUGUUGUGAUGUGUUGUACAUGGAACAUGGUUCCUCAUGGGUAGGUGGAGCGUGGAUGUUGAGGGAACAAUUUUGCACAAACGAAGACCCCAAAGAGUUCUGUGAUUAUAAUUUAUAUUAUGUCAAUUAAUUUUCCAAGGUGACUGGGGUAAAGAUGCCGGCAGAUGAGCAAAUAGAUCCUAAAUACAUUGACUGGAUCAGAAUGGGUACUACUGUUGCCACUAACGCUUUGUUGGAACGGAAAGGAGAAAGAAUGGCGCUGGUUAUUACUGAAGGAUUUCAUGAUCUUCUCCACAUUGGAAAUCAGACAAGACCAAAUAUAUUUGACCUAGUGAGUGAGCUAAUUGAGACCGUAAUAGUUUAUUACUUAGUUACACUUCACUCUUAAUGAAUAUCUUUAAAAGAGGGAUCUACACCUCCUUAGAACAGACACCUUGGAAUAGUUCCUGGCAUUUGUCAGUUUAUUAAAUCCAUAACUCUUUCUGGGCACCUCUUUUAAUGUUACAUGGACACUUUACAUCCUCCUGGUUUAUUUCCAUUGUCUUUCUGCCUCUGGGUAAAACAUUCUUCCUCUGUUUUUUUGUGUCUUUCUUUCUACUUUCAUUGAAAUGUUGAUGUACUGUCCAGGUGUUCAUGGAAUGUUUUUGUGUCUUUGUAUACCUGGCAUUAUCUUAGAGUUAGUGCCCCCAAAAUAUUCCUGGUUUCUGUUCUAUUUCAGCUUACCUUGCACAGGGGGUGGCAAUGUUUAUCCUAGAUUUUAGGAUAAUCAGUCAAUUAUUGAUUGAUUCUUUCCACUCUAUAGGUAGACUGUCCAGCUCCAGCUGCAUACAUUAGAUGCAUGCAUCUUGACAAUAUUAAAUACGUGUAAAGUAGGCAGCGACUCUACCAAACCAUUUUGGGCGUGCUGGUAUGAUGGAGUAAGACCCCUAUUAUUGCAAACUAUUUUGUGGCAUACACUGUAGGUGAUUGCGGAAUGAUAUUUGAAUAAAAUGUUUUGCAGAAAGUAAUAUGUCCAGAGGUGUUA
Porites evermanni is the source of this 5303-nucleotide messenger RNA. NCBI's taxonomy places the organism in Eukaryota, Metazoa, Cnidaria, Anthozoa, Scleractinia, Poritidae. The record is from the annotation of a GenBank genome assembly.